AUCAAAACAAAACAAAAAGUUUGAUUUAAAUUAAGUAAUUUAAGCUAUUUAAACAUAUUUUAAAAUGUUAAUAAGAUUAGUGACAAGUAAUAUAGCAUUCCAGCACCUAAAAUCAUCGAGUAUUUUUAAAAAUCCAGCAAUUGUUCGUGAAAGUUUAAAAGAUAUUUUUAAAUACUCAAAAAAUAGCAUUAAAGAAAAUUUAUUUAUAAAAAAUCGGAAGUCUAAAAUACCACGUUUGACCUUCGCACUUGGUUUUCUCGGUACUUCUGUUUUAAUUAAAAAUAAAUUGUCUGUUGUAAAAUGUGAAUCGAGAGUUGCUGAGCUAAGAAUCAAUAAAGAAAUUAAAUUUGAAUGGAAGUUGUUUUGGAGCUACUUAUCAAAGCAUAUCAUUAAGCUACUGGGUGCUAUUGCUGCUGCUCUGGCUGUCGCCUAUCUAAAUAUUAGUAUUCCUUCAUUGUUGGGUCAGUUAAUCAACACUUUGUCUAAAUAUGCUGGAGAUAUUCAUGGAACUGCCAAGGAUUUUCUUAAUGAUGCAACAGAUCCAGCAUUCAAGCUCAUUUCUUCAUAUCUGGCACAAUCCGCCUUUACAUUCAUCUACAUCUACUUACUGUCAAACAUUGGAGAACAAAUGGCAAUGGAGAUAAGACGAGACUUGUUUCAAAACAUUUUAAUGCAGGACAUUGAUUUUUUUGACAAGAACAGAAGUGGCGAACUCGUCAAUAGAAUAUCAACAGACGUUCAGGACUUUAAAUCAAGUUUCAAGCAAACAAUAUCACAAGGAUUGCGUUCGGUAGCACAGCUUAUUGGUGGUUCCAUAAGUUUAUUUUUGAUAUCAAGUCAACUUGCAUGUAUAGCUUUAGUGUCAAUUCCAUCUGCAAUUCUUAUUGGAUCAUUAUUAGGAAGAAAAUUGAGAGAAUUAAGCAAAAAGUCACAAGCUCAAAAUGAAAAGGCAACAAGUGUCUGUGCUGAAGCUUUAGGUAAUAUUCGUACAGUCAAGUCAUGUGCAGCAGAGCAUAUUGAAUUAAUGUUUUUCGAACAAGAAGUCGAGGAAUCAAAGAAUUUAUCUCAGCAUCUUGGUAUUGGAAUUGCCAUGUUUCAAUCUUUGACAAACAUGUUCCUUAAUUGCAUGGUUUUGGGAACUUUAUACUUUGGUGGACAUUUAAUGAGUACCAACUCAAUUUCUGCCGGUGAAUUGAUGGCUUUUCUAGUUGCAUCACAGAAUAUUCAACGUUCACUAGCUCAAGGAUCCAUUUUAAUGGGAAAUGUGAUUCGUGGAUUAACAGCAGGCGCACGAGUCUUUGAAUACAUGAUUGUUGAGCCUAAAAUUGACUUAAUUUCAGGCAGAGUUAUCGAUGAUAAUGACUUGAAAGGUGAAGUUCGUUUUGAAAAUGUCAACUUUUCAUAUCCAUCACGUCCAGAUCAAGUUGUAUUAAAAGACUUUAGUUUAACAUUAAAAUCAGGACAAACAGUGGCAUUAGUUGGCAUGUCUGGAUCUGGUAAAAGUACAGUUGCUCAACUAUUAGAAAGAUUUUAUGAACCGUCCAGUGGUGCAAUUUAUUUAGAUGAUAUCAAAUUAAAUGAAUUAUCCCCUUUAUGGCUAAGAAAUGAUGUUAUUGGAUAUAUUGAUCAGCAGCCAAUACUAUUUGCAUGCUCAAUAUUAGACAACAUCCGUUAUGGACGUGAAAAUGCAACAGUUGAUGAAAUUAUUGAAGUAUCUAAAAAGUCACAGUCACAUGACUUUAUUGAGAGACUUCCUGACAAAUAUGCAACACAAGUUGGGGAAAGAGGAGCUCAAUUAUCAGGUGGACAGCGACAAAGAGUGUCAAUCGCUCGUGCAUUGAUUAAAGAACCAAUCGUAUUGAUUCUCGAUGAAGCUACAUCCGCACUUGACUCCAAUAGUGAAGCUGAAGUCCAAAAAGCUCUCGAUUGUGCCAUUGUUAAUCGCACGACACUUAUUAUUGCUCAUAGAUUGUCUACAAUUAAGAAUGCUGACUUGAUUGUUCUUAUUGAUAAUGGAAGGAUUAAGGAAAAAGGCACACAUGAUGAAUUAAUGAAGAAGAAAGGACUUUACUAUGAUUUAGUAAGACAGCAGGAAAGGAAGGAAAGUGAUGACAGAUCUAAUGGUUAGGGAGGCUUGUUAUUCAUAGAUUUGACAAAGCUUUGGAUAGAAAUCAGGAUUUAAACUUAAUGUAUAUUCUGAGAAGUUGAAAGAAAUCCUAAAAUCAUAAAUUUGACAUCUUCUUAACGAUAACUGCCAAUUUCAAUGACCAAUUCGUAAAUAUCCAUCAUAGAAAAUCCUGUUGAUCACCUAAAAAUUCCAAAAGAGUCACUAAAUGAAUCUUAAAGUCACAACCUUUUCUUAG
Molecule: messenger RNA, 2363 nt
Organism: Chironomus riparius
Lineage: Eukaryota; Metazoa; Arthropoda; Insecta; Diptera; Chironomidae
Source: the annotation of a GenBank genome assembly